Nannospalax galili (Upper Galilee mountains blind mole rat) is the source of this 1006-nucleotide messenger RNA. It is a transcript of the gene Ppp1r35, whose product is annotated as protein phosphatase 1 regulatory subunit 35. Lineage: Eukaryota; Metazoa; Chordata; Mammalia; Rodentia; Spalacidae. The record is from RefSeq and is a predicted model, not a curated record. The transcript has 4 exons. Gene Ontology annotation, biological process: negative regulation of phosphatase activity. Gene Ontology annotation, molecular function: phosphatase binding. The coding region runs from base 154 to 927 and encodes 257 amino acids.
AAUUGCACGGCGCGGCGGGCUUGUUGUUUGCGCCCGCGUGGGUAAGGGCUAACGGUUUCCGGUAGUAGCCGCCCCGAGGGGCGGGGAAGAGACGCGGCUCUGUCCCGCGGUACCGGUCCACCCACGCCCCUCGACCCUCGCAGCAGCCGGGAGAUGAUGGGCUACGAGGCCUCGGAGCUGGAGUCCAUGCAAGACGAAGAGGCCGUACAGGCCCCGGAGCCGCGCGCCCCGGAACCCCGAGCCCCAGUGCCCGAGCCUGGCUUGGACCUGAGCCUGAGCCCGAGCCCGAGCCCGAGCCCGCUGCCCGAGAGCCCGAGGCGGCGUCCAGAGAGGGCGGGGCAGUGGGGCGGGGCCCGGAGGGGGCGGCAGGUCCGGUUUCGCCUGGCGCCUCUGUCCCCGGUCCGUUCCGAGCGGUCCGAGCCGUUGGGCGAUGCGGCGAGCGGGCCGCAGACGUUGGAGGCCCCGGCCCUGCAGAGCAGCCUGGCUCUGGGCCUGGAACUGCAGGCCGCGCGCGCCGCCGUCGCUCAGUUUGAUGCCUCGAAGGCCGCGGAGGAGCAGCUAAGCAGGUCGUUCCAGACCCGCUGCGUCCUGGAGGAGAGCGUGGCGGAGGGGUUGAACGUGCCGCGCUCCAGGCGGCUCUUCCGGGACCUGGUGAGCCUGCAGGUGCCGGAGGAACAGGUUCUGAAGGCGGCGCUUCGGGAGAAGCUGGCAUUGUUGCCGCCGCCGCAGGCCCGGGCCCCGCCCCCGAAGCAGGAGCCACCCGGGCCGGGGCCAGACAUGACCAUCCUCUGCGACCCCGACACUCUGUGUUACGAGGCUCCGCACCUGACGGUGGAAGGAUUGCCCCCCCUGCGGCUGCAAGCGCGGACCCGCCCGUCCGAGGACACCUUCCUCAUGCAUAGGACACUGAGGCGCUGGGAAGCUUAGGCCUAGCGACGCCGGGGGUUGCUAGUGUGGCUUUUUUUGUGAUAAAAAUUUUUCGUAGAAUAAAGUACUUUUUUGCUAA